Messenger RNA from Symbiodinium necroappetens, 3072 nucleotides. The record is from the annotation of a GenBank genome assembly. NCBI's taxonomy places the organism in Eukaryota, Dinophyceae, Suessiales, Symbiodiniaceae.
AUGCUAUUUAUAUACGAGGACUUGGGAAGCCCGCAAGGAAAUGGACAAAGUGUCAACAAGGCAAGCGAGAGGACGGAGGUGUGUGAAGGGAGCCCCGGGCUUGCUGCUUCUCCGCCCGAGCGGGUAGAAGCUUAUGCAGGCCAAUUCAAGGAUACUGGCAGCUUUGCUCCGUGGGCUACUGGUGCCCAUGCGUUUGCUUUUCAGCCAGGCCUGUCCAGCAUGGCCCUGCACGAUCUCCGCAAGGCAUGUGAGGAUCUUGGGUUGCCGAGCAACGGAAGCAAGGAGGCAUUGCUCAAUCGCCUCACAUUCGAGAUCGAAGCUGCCGCAACUCCUCCUUGCACACAGACUCAGAAUGAAACCUGUCCUGGCCCGGGUGAUUUGGCCUUGCCAGACAGCCUGCCUGAGCCAGCGAUGGACACUGCAGGCAACCAGGGUGUACUUCAAGCCGAAAUGGUGCUUGAGUCACAAGGCAUCGAUGGGCAGAAGUUCGAGUCACAAGACGAGCAGGAAGCUGCCAAACCCGACAUCUCAGAAAAGGUUGCGGAUGAAAUUGCACGUGACAAUCAGGAAUCACUACCCGACUUGGUGCCUGAACAAGGUUCAGCAACAGAUGCAGCAGAGAAGCUCCAACAUGCGGAAAAAGAAGGUGCCAAAAGAAAAAUGCCUCCUCCACCUGUUCCCAACAAGGCAAAGAAGCCUCGCCGAUGGGAUGCAAAGAGGAAGGGGAAGUACAUUGAGGAGCUGCAUAAGCUGACAGUCAAGGAGCUUCGCAGCUCUUGCAGAGAGAAAGGAAUCGACAGCAAGGGAUGUAAAGCGAAGUUGGUCGAACGUUUGGUGGAAGUGGAGAUUCAAUCGACGUCCAAGGACGUGGAGGUGCCUUCUCCUGAAGAAAGUGGGCUUUGGUUUCCACCGACAAGGUCGCCGCUGCGGGGAGGUCAGGAGGCACUGCAAGCGGAACUUGAUGCACGGGAGCAAGAGGACAGUCGUGCUUCCUCAUCCGUGGUGCAAGCGGCCCAAGCGGCGGAUGCUGUGCGGGAAGUCGUGUCAUCCCUUGCGAAGAAUUUGGGAGCAGCAGACUUACGCCUUACCUUUGGCCGAACUCCGCGAUGCCUGCCGCGUGCGGGGUCUGCAGGCAUAACCAGCGACUCCAAAACAGAUUCAGCGGACUGCUAUGCCAUACUGCGGGAGCAGGCAUCGGGUGGCCGAAGCGAGCUCGUGGGCCGCCUUGCAGCUUUGGCGCCGCAGGCGAAGCGGUUCCUGCCAGUAUGGAAGGCCUAUCCUUGGUGGCUUUGCAAGCUGCCUGCCCGCCGUGCUUGUGGCCUGAACGCUGCGGGCGACACAGCGGACCUCACAGCCCGGCUGGCCGUGCAUGCAGCAUGCGAGGAGCCUCUUGGACCGGAGGAGGAGCCCGAACAGUUGCAGGGACAGCAAACUGUCGCAGCACCCACCGCCGACUUAUCAGAGGACGUGAUUGAACCAGAGCCCUCGCAGGGUCUCGAUGCUGCAAUUGCCGACGCAGAAGCGGGCAGCGCCGACGGUGGCGGAGCUGGCCUACUUGUGCAGCCUUCAGAGGAUGUCCAGGUGAAGGAAAUGCCUGUCACGGAGCAGCUGGACUUGGUGCACUCACAGCUCUCGAUUCCUGCGGCUCAGCCAGAUUGGCCUUGGCCGCCAAAGGGUGGGGCCAGUGGAUCCGAGACAGGAGUGAGAAGUCCAGUAGACCUUUGCGCUUCACAGCCGUUAGACGAGGGCUUUCGCGCAGGCCUUAGGUUGUUGCACACAUCGGAGCUUCGGCAUCUUUGCGAGCAACGUGGUCUGGUCUCAACUGGUGAGAAGAGAGAGCUCCUGAACACGCUGCUGGUUCACUUUGCCUGUGCCCCCCAGCCCACUCCGACCCAGGAUGCUCGCCUUUGCAUCCCGCAGCAGCAUCGCCCUGCACCUGUGCAAUCCGCUCCGGCCACUGCCGCUGUUGCGAAACGCCCUGCCACCAAGUCGAAGACGAAGGAUGCGAGCCCUCCGCCACCCCAAGUGCCACCGGAGCCAUGCAUUGAUCCGAAGGGUGCGAAAUCUACAGCAGCACAGCAUAAAUUGCAAACACAGCCAAAAUCUGCAGAAGCAAAGGUCAGCAAUGAUGUGCAGACGGUGCAGACAACUCUCGUCCAGGAGGUUGAGCAGUUGCAACCCCUGAAGCCCGUUCAGCGAGCACCUCUCGCUCAUCCCUCAUUGCUGCGACGCCAACGUGGCCCCGCACCCGCAGUUGCUCCCAAUUUCUCGGCACUUUGGCAAACAAUGUGUAAAGCACGGCCCAAACAACGAAGCGAGAAUCCUGAGAAGGCUGAUGCAGGUGUCGGUCUCACGGUCCCCCCUCCUGGCAUGCUGCCUGCCAAUAUGGGAGACAGAUGCCUCAAAUCCCGGGAGACGCGGUCGCGCCGACGGACACAAGCUGUGGGCUCCUGCCAUGCCUGGACCGUCGCAGGUGCUCCCUGCCGCAAUGCUGGACACAUCAAACCUGUUGGUGCUCGCUUUGUCUACUGCGCUAGGCACAGUUCUCGCUGGCCACGUUUCGAGACCGUGGGUGUUGAUGAGUUGAAGCCGCGCCCUGACGACAGCGAUAGCAGAACCAGAAAGGGAGCUCCAGACGGCACCAGCAGCCUGCUCCAACAUCACCGGCUUGCUCGCCAAGAUGCCGCGGCUCCAUGUGCCAGACAUGAAGGGAGAGCAAAAGCUUCGACAGCAGCAGCGCCAGAGCUGUCAGUGGCUACUGCAACACCGGCAAAUGGCAUUCCCAGGAAGAAGCAAUCGGCAGCUCAGCGAUUAGCAGAGGCAUCGACAGGGAAGGCAUCCCACGACAAGGCGCCAAAGUCGGCACACGGUGCCUCAACGCGAGCGGAGUCUUCAGCCUGCACAUUUGGAGCGGUCGUUGCAGAGAAAGGCGCCGAGAAUUUGAACAGGAACGAGCGCAAAAGAGCCGCACCGAUGACAGAGGAGCGUCCUGGGAAGAGAGCCCGAGACAAGGCUAAGCUUCCCGGCCUCUCGCAGCUCAUCGGCCUUCUGCCGAGGUUGAAGGAGUCUUGA